Messenger RNA from Chiloscyllium plagiosum (whitespotted bambooshark), 1466 nucleotides. Lineage: Eukaryota; Metazoa; Chordata; Chondrichthyes; Orectolobiformes; Hemiscylliidae. The record is from RefSeq and is a predicted model, not a curated record.
CAUCCCGCUAUGAGAUGAGAAUGAGUGACCACCUCCUCCAGCUACGGGACAACUUCACAGCAGCUGCCCUGGUUAACCUCACCAACUUGAAUCCACGUCCAUUUGGCUCAAGGGAAACAUUCACAUUUGUUCCCAAAAACACGGAACUGCAAAACGGGACAACGCUCUACUUCGCUCUCUGCGCCUACGAUAAACAGGAACAGUCAUCUGAAAUGUCUAAUGUGGCCAAGGUUUAUGUCUUUGUACCUGCACCUCUGGUUGAGCACGCAAAAGGCAGUAGUGUAUGGAAGUGUCCAUUUAUCUUUUCCUAGGCUGAUGUGAUCAUUGCUGAACCAAACUUCAAAUACAGAGAUGAACCAUACACCCUGCAGUAUGGUGGAUGUGGAGAGAAGGGACGGUACAUUCACUUCACACCAAACUUUAUCCUGGACAGCAGUCUGGUUUCAUUUUAUGGACCGAAAGAUCGAGUAUUUGUUCAUGAAUGGGCUCAUCUUCGGUGGGGAGUUUUCAAUGAAUAUAAUGAACUGGUGCCCUUCUAUUUAUUUAAUGGAAACAAUGAAGGAACGAGAUGUUCAAAAGAGAUUAGAGGACAGCUUGCUGAUUGCUCAGGCGGAUCCUGCUCAGCAUGUGAGACAGAUCCUAAGUCAGGACUGCCGAAAGGGAAUUGUGAAUUUUAUCCAGAUAGCAAACAGACUGCAUCCUCCUCAAUUAUGUUCAUACAGGCACUGUCAAAUGUGACUGAAUUCUGUGACGAUAAGACUCACAAUCCUGACGCACCGAACAUGCAAAACAAAAUGUGCAACUUCAGGAGCACUUGGGAUGUAAUCAGAGAGUCGGAGGAUUUCAGAAACAAUCCCUCACCCUACAGUGGUUCAGUGAUACCGACCUUUACACUGCUACAGGCCAAACACCGUGCGCUGUGCUUAGUCCUUGAUGUCUCUGGGAGCAUGGACUCGGGGAAUCGUAUUAACAGACUCCGACAAGCUGCCGAGAUAUUCUUACUUCAGAUCAUUGAAGCAAAAUCACAAGUUGGAAUAGUCACUUUUAACAAUACUGCAACUAUUCAAUCACAUUUGAAAGUGAUUGAAAAUAAAGAUGUGAGGAAUCAACUUGUCCAAAUGCUACCUACAACAGCUAAUGGAGGGACAAAUAUCUGCGCAGGAAUCCAGGCUGGUUUUCAGGUACUUGGUGAUGAUGACGGUGCUACAAAUGGUGAUGAAAUCGUUUUGCUGACUGAUGGGGAGGACAGUGGGAUAAGCAGUUGUUUCUCGGAGGUGGAACAAAGUGGUGCAGUAAUCCACACGAUAGCAUUAGGACCAAAGGCAGCCAAAGAGCUGGAACAGAUGUCAACACUGACAGGGGGUCGACAGUUUGCAGCCACUGAUAAAGUGGAUGCAACUGGAUUAAGCGAUGCCUUCUCUUCAAUAGUAUCAGGAAAUGGUGACAUUAGUCAACAGUUAGUUCAG